Messenger RNA from Anarrhichthys ocellatus (wolf-eel), 409 nucleotides. It is a transcript of the gene cenpx, whose product is annotated as centromere protein X. Bases 18 to 263 code for a protein of 81 amino acids. Gene Ontology annotation, cellular component: FANCM-MHF complex; Fanconi anaemia nuclear complex. Lineage: Eukaryota; Metazoa; Chordata; Actinopteri; Perciformes; Anarhichadidae. The transcript has 5 exons. Gene Ontology annotation, molecular function: protein heterodimerization activity. The record is from RefSeq and is a predicted model, not a curated record. Gene Ontology annotation, biological process: DNA repair; resolution of meiotic recombination intermediates; kinetochore assembly.
CUCACAGCGUUGAAAACAUGGCGGAGAGAGACGAGGAAGUUGGAUUCAAAAAGGAAACAGUCAGCAAACUGUUGUCAGGUUUCUUCAAGGAGGACAGAACCAGACUAAGCAGUGAUGCUGUGCUCCUCGUGACAGAGUUGCUGAAAAUAUUUGUCCAAGAAGCCGCUGUGAGAUCACAGAAACAAGCCGAGUCGGAGGACUGCGACCAAGUGGACAUCGAGCACUUUGAAAAGAUUCUGCCUCAGCUGCUGCUGGACUUCUAGCUCAAGUGAUGCCACAAGAUGGAGCCAGAGUGUUGCCGGCGUGUCGCUGCUCAAAUCCCACAUUUUCAAUUCCAACAUGUUUAUUUUUCUCUGUUUCGUUGCAAUGUCACUGAAAUCUGCGAUAACAUUAAAAAGCUCAUCCCGUA